Uloborus diversus is the source of this 2735-nucleotide messenger RNA. RefSeq names its product serine-rich adhesin for platelets-like. The record is from RefSeq and is a predicted model, not a curated record. The transcript has 8 exons. Lineage: Eukaryota; Metazoa; Arthropoda; Arachnida; Araneae; Uloboridae. Bases 66 to 1886 code for a protein of 606 amino acids.
AUUUAUCUCUAAUACGGAACAUUUAUUCAGUUUGGAAUAGGAGAUGCUUAGUGAAAGUCGAGAAAAUGAUUGUUAUAUUUUUAAUCUGCAAAAUAUUGGUUGUUGCCGUGAUUGCUCAAUCAAGUGAAGAAAACACCUGUAGUCCAAAUACUUGCCGAAAUGGUGGAAUGUGCUUAAACAAGGUUUAUUGCUUUUGCAAGGAUGGUUUUUCCGGAGAUAAUUGUGAAAUAGCACUCAAUUCCACAACUGUAUCAGUGAGUGACGAUGGUUCGGAUUCAACUGAAAAUGUUCGGAUAUCUUCAAACAGCGUACUAACAUCUAUAGAAGCCUCGAACUCUUCAGAAAAUGCAACGGAAAGUCUCUCUUCAAUAAUUGGAACAGCAAAUUCUUAUGAAUCAUCUUCACUAGCCUUUACUACAUUAACAAAUUCUGCAUUGAACACUGAUUCUUCCACCAAUGAAGGAGCAACAUCAACAGAUUCUUCACUGAGCAAUGAUUCUUCCACUGAUGUGAGAGCAACAUCAACAAAUUCCAUAUUAAUCACUGAUUCUUCCACCAACAACGGAACAACAUCAACAGACACCUCGUUGAGCACUAAUUCCUCUGAUCAAAAAGGUGCAACAACAACAGCAACUGCUCAAAAUUCUGAUUCGACUUCUGCACCACGGUCAUCAUUUGAAGACACAUCACAAUCUAUUAGUAAGGAAAAUAAAGCGUCCACACCAUACGAGGAUAAAGGUAUUAGUCCCGAGGAGAAACCUGAAACCUCAACAGUGGUAUGUGUUCCAAAUCCAUGUCAAAACGGAGGUAGUUGCUACAGCCAAUACGAUGAGGAAUACGAGCGUAAUUACGUAUGUGCAUGUGACGGGCCAUUUUCGGGAUUAAACUGUGAAAAAUUGACAGCUAAACCUUCUAAAACAACAACUGAAGUCAGCAAACACACCUUUAGCUCUUCUUUUAUCACACUGUGCUCAACUGACCCAAACAAUUCAAUAGAAUCUACUUCCAGUAGAAAUAUAUCAUCUAGUUCAACGGAUUUUAACAGUGAAAGAACGCCAGUUACUCAUGAAGAAGGAUUGACAAGAAACUUAGAAAAUUCUACAGAUUCAACUGAAGGACUUCAGACAAAUGCGACUACUUCGUUCCGGGAGCUGACAAAUGAUUUGGCACAUUCGACAGAUUCAACUGAAGAAUUUCAGACAAAUGCGACUACUUCGUUCCAAGAGCUGACAACUGAUUUGGCAAAUUCAACAGAUUCAACUGAAGAACUUCCGACAAAUGCGACUACUUCGUUCCGAGAGCAGACAAAUGAUUUGGCAAAUUCGACAGUUUCAACUGAAGAAUUUCAGACAAAUGCGACUACUUCGUUCCAAGAGCUGACAAAUGAUUUGGGAAAUUCCAUAGAAUCAACCGAAGAACUUCAGGCAAAUGCAACCAUUUCAUUCCUAGAACUGAACCUAACUACAGCUUCAACUACACAAAAAGUUUCUUUUCAGUCAACUUAUUUUUCCUUGUCUUCUGAACAGAAUACCUUAUCCAGCAGUACGGGAAACGAAGAAAAAAUCACCUCGUUUGUAAUGUCGAGUACUGAUGACACACCCACACCACCGUCAACUACUGAUGAAGUAGAUUCGACAGCUACCCUCUACGAUUUUCCGAAUACAACCAGAUCAACAAAAGGCACAGGAAGAAAUAAAGACAAUGGAGUGCAUGCUGCAGCCUAUGCUGGGAUCGGUAUAUUAUCUUUGGCAAUGAUUCUGAUUUUGACAGCCGGUGUCAUUUAUUCCAAAAAGUACAGAGAAAGAAAAAGAAUGCGGCUUUUUGCAAAUGUUUUAGGUGAAGAUUCUUCAAGCAUUAACAGUGGAAGCAAUUGCAGUUUCGCAUAACAUAGAGACGUGUGACCACGCACUGGUUUACAGCUGACAGUAGUGCCGCAGUUGCGUACAUGACUAUUGUCACCAUAAGUUUCCCUGGAAUUUCGCGUUUUUAGAAGAAGAGCUGAAAAUUCUCGAGAAUGAAAAGAAGCAAAGCCCUUCCCCUAUGCUGUUUUCACACUAAUUGCUACAGCAAUGGAAUCUUUGUCGAUUUUCUGCAUACGUCAUUGGGCGUUUUUGGUUCUUCAUACUUCAUUAGUCAUAACUAACUUAAUACGCCCUCGCCUUCCUACUUACUCAUUGGCUAUCAUUCGUACUAUCAUUAAAUAUUACUUUCAGUCAAAGGAUUAUGAUUGGUUGAGUUCUCUUUGACGUUAUUUUAAACUUCUGUAAUUGACGAGUCGAACCGCACCAUGCUACGGACACUCGCUGGUUGGAUAAAUUUACUUUAUUUACCAGUUUGUUGGCACUCUCAGCUUCAAUGGGAAUCGUCUGCUUCCCGUCCGGUUUAUUCUCUCGCCCAGACUCAGACGUAUAAGCUCUAAAACGAACAAAUCUGUGAUUUCUGGAUGUGACAACUGGGCUUUCUGUUCAAUUGCAUGUUGAUAUAUCUUUGUCGUAUGCGCACUGCUUACAGUAACAGUUGAUUACGUCGCCGUUAUCUCGCCACCGUCGCAAUGUGUGUGAAAUCAGCAUUAUUGUAGUUGGGACUGGUGAAAGUGUUUACGUGUUUCAGCUUUGCAUUUAACGUACUGACUUCAUCACUUUACGGUUAUCAUAUCAUGGAUAACAAUUUCUGACUUACAGUCAUUGUAAUGUUGCAUCAAGUAAAAUUUAUGUAGACUUUUUUUUAAUAAAAUG